AUUUUAGAAUUUAUUGAGUUAAUUUUAAUAAGGAUUCAGGUUUAUUAUAAAAAAUAUAUUAAGGACUAACAAUUUGAUAUAAAAGAAAAUAUGAACUCUAAAACAGAAAAAUAGAGAAUUUGCCCUACUCACAAACUUCAAUCUACUUAAAUAUGUUUGAAUUUAAAAUGUUAGUUAAAUAGAAUACUUUGCUAAAAAUGUAUUUAAAAUCAUUAAUCACAUGCUUCUGAUUUGAUAGAAUUGAAAUAAUCAUAAGAGUUUGAAAAUUUAGAUUUAGAUUUAAAUGGUUAAGUUAAGUAAUAAGUUUUGUAAGCUAUCUUUAAUUAAGCUAGUAGUUUAGGUAAAAUAUUUUAGUAAGUAGAAUAAUUAGAAAAUAUAAGGAAAAAAUUCAACAAAUCGUUGGAUAAUCUUAAAAAGUAGUACUUUCUAUCUUUGAAAAUUGAUGAGCAAAUUUUUGAACCUACUUCUAUUUUAAAUAUCAUCAACUAGAACUCAUAUUCAUAAGAAGGAUUAACAAACUAUUUUAGUGAUAUUUAGAAAACUAAUUAAAUAUAAUAAUAUAAUAUUUAGGCCUUUUAGGAUCAAAUUGAUUCAGUUGGCAAGUCUAUUAAUAGUAUUGAUCAAUCAAUUCUAGGAUUGGUUAAUUCAAUUUCAAUCUUCUAAACUUAAAGUGCAUUAAAAGAUGAAUAGACUAGAUUUAAUCAAGAAACUAAAAGCCAUGCUCAAAAUGUUUAAUAAUAGCAAAAAAUUAGCUAAAACAAUAUUAAAAAUUAACAUGAAAACAAUCAAUAAAUAAAAAAUCAUCAAUCUAUAGACUAAAAAGAAGAUCUUUUUGAGAAAUAAAUACAGUAGAACUAAGUGUUUUCUUAAUUAUUAAAUCCUUUACUUUCUUAAAAGAUAGACUUUUAAAGUCUAUCUAAAAAAGUUGUAAAAUCCCUAGUUUAUCGAAUAGAAUUCGAUGGAUGUUCUAAAGGCAAUCCUGGGUUGGCAGGUGUUGGAUUUUUGAUUAAGCAACAUGAAAAUAAUAGCUAAGUGUUAGAAUCAUUUGCUGUCAAUGUUGGUACUAAAACGAACAAUUAAUCUGAGUACUUAGCAUUAAUUUAUGGUUUAUAUGUAUCCUUAAAAAUAGGUAUAUAAAAGUUAUUUAUUUAAGGUGACUCUCAGCUUAUAAUAUAUUAAAUGACUGGGAAGUAUAACUGUAGUAAUGAUAAUAUUAAAAAAUAUUACGAACUUUGCAAGAUGCUAUAAUCUAAAUUUUAACAAACAUCAUUUAACCAUGUUUAUAGAGAGUAAAAUAAAGAAGCAGAUCACCUCUCGAAUGUUGCAAUAAGCAAAUAAAAUAAAAACUGA
Molecule: messenger RNA, 1350 nt
Organism: Tetrahymena thermophila SB210
Lineage: Eukaryota; Ciliophora; Oligohymenophorea; Hymenostomatida; Tetrahymenidae
Product: RNase H family protein
Exons: 1
Molecular function (GO): nucleic acid binding; RNA-DNA hybrid ribonuclease activity
Source: RefSeq, a predicted model, not a curated record